Molecule: messenger RNA, 1150 nt
Organism: Chlamydomonas reinhardtii
Lineage: Eukaryota; Viridiplantae; Chlorophyta; Chlorophyceae; Chlamydomonadales; Chlamydomonadaceae
Exons: 10
Coding region: 120-1130 (336 amino acids)
Source: RefSeq, a predicted model, not a curated record
GAUGACCUGCAGCAUACACUAUUCCAGGCAUUUCUCCCGGACUGAGUGACAUCAAGUCAAGCCCGGUUUCGUAGUUCCAUUAUAGGAGCUAGACAGGCGCGACCUGGCAAUUUUGAAACAUGAAUGUAUUAAUAACAGGCGGAUCCGGCUACCUCGGCCAGUUCCUGGUGCACGGGUUGGCCGAGCUGGGCUACACGGUGCACUACACGUACGGGUCACGUCAGCUUGCAUCAGCUCCUGCUGGCGUGGUUGCACAUAAGGUCGACCUCUCUACGGGCGAAGGCCUGACGCAGGCAUUUGAGCAGACGCCCUUCCAUGCAGUUGUGAACUGCGCGGCCAUCAGCCAACCAGCGCUGUGCGAGACCGCACCCGACACCGCAAGGGCUGUGAAUGUGCCCACCCACCUGGUGGACUGCCUGCUGCGGCAGGAGGCGGAGCGCGGCGGCCUGCGCGCGCUGCUGAUCCACAUCUCCACGGACCAGGUGUUUGACGGCAGCCGGGCGCACUGGAAGGAGGAUGAGGCCGGCAAUCAGGUCAAUGUCUACGGCAAGAGCAAGUACGAGGCGGAGCAGCACAUAUUGUCGCGCUUGCCGGAGCCCUACCCGGUGGCCAUCCUGCGGAGUAGCAUCAUCUACGGCCCGCCCGCGCCCGAUCCCGUGCCGCGACCGCUGUUCCUGCAGUUCGUGGCCUCGGCUGUGAGCAACCCCGACAAGCCCACCUCCUUCUUCCAGGAUGAGCACCGCAGCCCCGUGCACGUGCGCGAUCUGCAGCGCCUCACCGAGCUCCUGAUCGCCGCACACGGGCAGCAGCUUGAGGUACAGCAACAGCAGGGGCAGCAAGGGGCGGCGGCGGCGGAGAGCGUGCCGCGAAAGGCGGUGGAGGCGCUGGCGCCGGGCGCCCUGGCGACGGUGGCGGCGCGGCGGCACCGGGUGUACAACGCGGGUGGACCGGAGCGGCUGUCACGCGUGGAUAUGGCGCGGCAGGUGGCCGACUGCCUAGGCUGCGGCCACGGCUCCAUCGAAUCAGUGCCCAGCGCCAGCGUCGCCAGGCCAGGCGGCCCAGGCGGGUUUAGCCAUCCGCGUUACACUGGCCCCGGCUGUGUGCCCUGCCCGCGUCCUGGCCUGUGGUGAUGGGUCUUCGACAGGGCCUG